AUGGCGGAUGCGGGCAGCAGUCGCAAGCGGGCUCGCAAACUCGCCCUGUCCGAUUCCGAUGAGGAGCUUUCCUCGGAAGACGAGUCGGACAUGGACUAUGAGGAGGAGGAGCCCGCUCCAGCCCCAAAGCGCGGCAGCAAGCCUCGUCCCAGGAAGGCCGAUGCCUCGACGCGAGGCGAGGACGACAGCGGCGACGAGGCGGUGGCCUUCACCGAGGCCGACCUUGUGGAGGACGAGGCUGACGCCGCUCGGCUAGCCCAGAUGACGGAGCUAGAGCGAGAGUUCGAGCUGGCGGAGCGUGCGGAGCGGCGGCAGCAGGAGGUGCAGCGCCGCAAGCUGCUGAAGCAGACGGGGAAGGCGGCCCAGGAGGCGGCGCACGGCCCCGUCCCGGCGGGGCCCACAGUGGCGGGGACCCGGAGUCGGGGCGAGACGCUGGCGGGGGAGGGCGCGGGGCGGUCCAUGCGCAGCGGGCGGGAGGAGAGGGAGGAGGCCGCCAAGAAGACGGCCAUGCAGGAGCUGGUGGCUGCCAGGAAGGCGCGGACGGAGGGCAGGGGCCCGGCUGCCGACGAGGAGGCGGAGAGGGACGAGAGCCUUUCCAGGUCCCCUUCGCCCCGCCGUGCGCGGCUGCCGUCGGAUGAUGAGGACGAGGCACUGUCAGACCUGGAGGAGGACGGCGCGGCGGGUGGAUGGAAAACGCGGCAAGAGGACGAGGAGGAGGAGGACGAGGCCGCCUUUGAGGACGUGUGCAGCGUCAUCGUCCCUCGCUACAAGCUCGAAAAGUGGCUGGGGGAGCCCUUCUUUGCCGCCACCAUGCCCGGCUGCAUGGUCCGCGUCUCUCUGGGUACACGUACAUGCUCCGACGGCAUCGCGCGGCCCCACUACAUGCUGGCGCAGGUUGUGGACGUCGAGGAGCGCGCCCCGGGAGUCUACAAGGACUCUGGGCAGCCCUGGCGCAGCCCCUACCCCUUCGGACCGAACCAAGAGAAGACGAGCACCUGGCUGCGGGUGGCGCGCGGCUUCAGCGAGCGCGGCAUGCCCCUGGCCCUGGUCUCCAACUCGGCUGUCAGCGAGGCCGAAUUCGAGGCCUGGCAGCGCGCCUGCAGCGCAGACCGCCGGCCCCAGCUGGGGCGCACGGAGGUUGCCGAGGUUGCCCGCCGCAUCAAGGACGCCGAGACGUAUACCUACACCGCCGCCGACGUGGCGGCGGUCUUGGAGCGUAAGCGCGCCAAGGGCGAGGGCGCCCGGAAUGCCGCCCUGGAGAGGGCGCGGCUGGAGCGGGAAAGGGACGCGGCCGCAGAGGCGGGGGACGUCGUCCGACAUGCAGACCUUGAGAAGGAGCUCAAGGAGUUGGAGGAGAGGAUCGAGGUGGCCUCGGCCCGACGGGGUCUGGGUGUGGGCAUGGAGGACAUCAACAAGAAGAACAGGAACAUCAACUUCCAGCACGUGGUGGAUCUUUCCUCCUUGGACCUGUCCCUGCUGGAGCGGCCGCCCGCGCUGCACCCCCUGGCCCGGCGACUGCUAGGCGCCGCGGUGGCGCGCCAGGUCAGCUCCGCCAACGCAGAGCUGGCGGCGCGGCCGGGCGUACAGCCCCUGCAUGGUGCCGCCUGA
This is a messenger RNA of Auxenochlorella protothecoides, 1608 nucleotides long. RefSeq names its product RNA polymerase-associated protein RTF1-like protein. Gene Ontology annotation, molecular function: DNA binding; RNA polymerase II C-terminal domain phosphoserine binding. Lineage: Eukaryota; Viridiplantae; Chlorophyta; Trebouxiophyceae; Chlorellales; Chlorellaceae. Bases 1 to 1608 code for a protein of 535 amino acids. The record is from RefSeq and is a predicted model, not a curated record. Gene Ontology annotation, cellular component: Cdc73/Paf1 complex. The transcript has 10 exons.